UAAGGAGUUGUACGUGAAAUAUGUUGGAAAAAGUUUAUUGUUAAAAGCAACACAGAAAAAAAACCGAAGAAAAGAAAAAGAACCCACUGUGGAUGUGUGUGAGCCGUUACAUUUUCUAUCGAAAAAAAUAUAUAAAAAAGCAAAUGUUUCCAUACAUUUUAGUAUAUUCCGAUCUACGUUUUCUGUUUCAAGUUUUUAAGUGAUUUGGAGAAUAUUUUCUUAUUUUUUUUUUUGUAAACGAAGGUGGUAUACACGGGAUAUAUGUGAACUUAUAUGAAAUUAAAAUAUUACUUUCUGUUGGAAGCAGGCAAGCAAAAAAAGAAACAAAAAAAAUUCUUUAAAAUGAUGAUAAGCAACAACCUAAAUGGAAAAUAAGUGUUGAGUGAUUAUUUAUUGUUUCAGUGAAAAUCGAUUCAGAAAAAAUAUAAAUUUUGUGUGUUUGCCAUGUGGUUCGCAUGAACCCAUCAUUGCAUAAGUUCUGUUCUCUUUUUUUUUGAUAAAUCUAACUGUAAAUGUCGAUUGUGUUGGAAUAUGAAUUGAUUGCAAAACGACUUCUCUGCGUAAAAUCCCCACUCAGCAAGUUGAAAGGAAAUCUCAUGAAAAUUUCAACAAUAACACCAACAACAACAAAUAAUUAUGAGACGACUACGAUAAAGGGAUAGUGAAAUAAACUGAUAGUUACGAAAAGUAGAAGACGAAAAAUAAAAAUGAUUGACAUAGUAAAGCGAGUGACGCCGUCAAAAGACCCACCCAUCACAUCAACGGAUGAACAAACUAUUUCGAAUAAAAAACCAAGAAAUGAGCGCUCAUCACACGCACGACGCAAAGACAAAUCUAUUCCAAAACCAAAUUUAACGGAAAUGACAACCAACAAACGAACGCAAUGUUCGAACAAAGAUAAACAAGCGAACUGUUUACAUUCGGAAAAUUAUUGGUCCGACGAAUGUAUGGACGGAUUGAGCUGUAGUUUUAAAUCAAAUCACAAAUCAACAGAUAAAUCGUCGUUCGACUCGGACACAUUUUAUCGAUCGACUUAUCGGACAUCAAAGCAUCAACAAGAAAAUCGAAUAUCACAAAGUUCAAACAAUCAAAAAAGUGCUUUAGCGCAAUGUAAAUCCAAUAAUACCAUUUCAAGUUAUAGUAAUAAGUGUACAAAUAGAAACGAAAGUAAUUUAACUGUAAAAAAUGUUCAAAAUUGCCAAGAAUUAAAUAAACGAUGGAAACGAUGGUCGAUAUCAACAAUUUUGUCGCAGUCAUCGCUUAUGCUACUGUGUGUGUUGAUGCUGAUGCUUGGAGCGAGUGUUGUGGACGCAGUAACCAAAGAUGGAAUUUGCCAAAGUAGAGAUAUACGGAAUAAUCCGUCUGAACUGAAUAGUCUAAAGAAUUGCCGAGUCAUUGAAGGAUUUCUGAUGAUAUCACUGAUUGAUCGCUACAACGAAACGGACUACGAUAACAUUACAUUUCCAAACUUAGUUGAAAUAACCGACUAUCUGUUGCUGUAUCGAGUCCAAGGCCUAAAAACAUUGAUGCAUUUAUUCCCCAAUUUACGGGUCAUACGCGGAAACAAUCUGGUCGGCAACUAUGCGCUGAUAAUUUAUGAAAUGCUUCAGUUGCAGGAAAUCGGACUGAAGGGUUUGACAACUAUCUCUCGCGGUUCCGUACGGAUCGAGAAGAAUCCAUUUCUCUGUUUCGUCGACACAAUAGAUUGGACUUACAUUGCGAACGGAACGACAAUGGAGGAGCACUUCUUCAAUGCCAACAGAAAGCCGAACGAAUGUAAUGUGUGUCCGUCUGGGAAAAGGACUGAUGCCGAUGGGAAUGUUAAAAAUGGCGGCGAGAUCGAAUGUCCAUCAGCGAAACACGAUCAUAAGAAAAGAUUUUGUUGGAAUCGUCAAACUUGUCAGAAAAUUUGUCCAGAUUCGUGUGGUGGAGGUGCCUGUGACGAUAACCUGAAUUGUUGUGACAAAUCAUGUCUGGGAUCUUGUAACUCGGAUGGAACGAACUGCACUUUGUGUAAAAAUCUAUCGGUUGGCCGUAUGACCGCUCUUCAGUGUGUGGACAAGUGUCCCAAUGGCUUGUACCAGUAUGAGGAUCGCAGGUGCAUAACAGAUGUGGAUUGUUGGAAUGUUACGACCCCAUUUACGACGGAACAGGAAAAUAGCAACAACAAAAAUCCCUUCAUUCCGUUCGCGGGCAUGUGUACCAUCAAUUGUCCGGAGCAACAUUCAGCAAUCGAUCUUGACGAUAAUAGUGGAAGACGCUCCUGCAAGCCCUGUGACGGGGUGUGCAAAAAAGAGUGUCACGGAAGCGUCAUAGAGAAUAUCGCAGAAGCUCAAAACUAUCGGGGAUGUAUUAUAAUAACGGGAACGCUAAUUUUACAGAUUCGUCAGGGAGGCAAAAAUGUGGUCAGAGAAUUGGAACUGGCUCUGUCCAACGUCGAAGAAAUCGAAGGCUCAUUAAAAAUUACGCGAUCGUUUGCGCUGGUUUCGUUGAGCUUUUUCAGAAGAUUGAAAGUUAUUCAAGGGAAAAGACUAGCAGACAGUUAUGCGUUGGCCGUGAUGGAUAAUCAGAACCUUCAAAACCUCUUCGAUCAUCCCGUUACAAUCGCAAGGGGCCGAAUAUUCUUCCAUUUCAAUCCAAAGUUGUGUUACAAUGUCAUUGAAGGACUGAAAAACGAUACGAUCGAAUUGAGACAUGUUUCAAGAUUCGCUGUUGAGGAUGUAGCACCCAACUCAAAUGGAGAUAAAGUUGCAUGCAAUCUGGCCACUCUGUCCGCCAAGCCGGUAACUAUGAUGGCAUUUGGUGCGGUUAUAGAAGUGAGAACGAAGCAGUAUGAAGACAGUCGCGUCUUACUGGGCUAUGUUUUGUAUUACAAACAAGCACCCUACCGAAAUGUGACGCUGUUCGAUAAUCGAGACGCUUGUGGCGGUGACGGCUGGCGUGUCGAAGAUACGUCACAAUUCGAUCGAAAGGCCAGUCAUGUGCAAAUCGUUAUAACCAAUCUUAAGCCUUACACACAGUAUGCGUACUACGUCAAAACGUAUACCAUAUCGUCGGAGCCGAGUGGCGGCCAAACGGACAUUCUGUAUUUUACAACAUUACCGUGGCAACCGGAAGCUGUCCAGAAGCUGAAAAUCAUUCCAAAUGGUAGUCGGUCAUUUAUCGUCAAUUGGGAGCCACCGAAGGUGGCAAAUGGUGAACUAACCAAUUACAUUGUCAGAGCUACUUUAGUCAAUGACGAUCCGUUCAUUUUAAGCCAACGAAACUAUUGUGAUGAACCUCUAAAAAUUGACGAAGAAAAAAUAUAUGUGAAACCGGUGGAACAACCGAAACCGGAGAAGGAGAAGGUACCUAAUCCCGCACUACCCACACUACCAAACGAGUGCGUUUGUCCCGAAGAAGAUGAGUAUGAGCCACCACCACUCCAAUCACUAGACAAAAGUGACGAAUUGGAACAAAUUAUCGAUUUCGAAAAUCAAAUCCAAAAUAUCGUCUACGUCAAGCGAAAACUGGUGAUAACUGGUGAAGAACCGAAAAUUCGCCGUCGUCGAACCACCGACGCAGCCAGAAAAUAUUCCAAUCAAACAAUACCCAUGCCACCGGAUGGAGUAGAAGAGGUUUUCCCCACCCGUACAGACGAUAAAGAAAAGCCAGACAACGAACCUAUUGUAUCGAAAAUGGUGGACGAUUAUUAUGUGGAAUUUUACAACAAUGAAACGGCUGCGAACAUUCACACAUUCACGCUGAAUAAUUUGAAACAUUACACAAUGUACCGGAUUUCGGUGCAGGCGUGCCGUAACUUCAACGAUUCAUAUUUUAGCAUCGAUUCGCACUGCAGCAACAUUGUUAUGGGAAGUUUUCGUACGGGAAAGCUCGAGCAUGCAGACGAUAUCCCAUAUUUGGAAAUCAAGAAAUCGCAAAAUUCGAACAAUAGCUCGUCGUCGUCGAGACUCUACUGGCCGGAACCGAAAAGCCCCAACGGACUCAUUCUGUCGUACACCGUCACCUACAAGCGCGUCGAUCUGGACAACGUUAAGGCUACCGAAUAUUGUGUUACGCAUAAAAUGUAUAAGGACCAGCACGGAGAAAUUCCAUUCCUUAAGCUGUCGAAUGGAAACUAUUCCGUUUCGGUGAAGGCAACGUCACUGGCAGGCGACGGUCGUUCUACGCCGGCGAAGACCGUUAUUAUCGAUGAAUCCAAAAUUAGCUCAUCAACCAUUGCAUUCAUCGUAAUCGGUGUGAUCCUGAUAGUCGUUGUAAUCGUUUACGGUUUUUGGUUAUAUUUCCGGCGGAGAUUCGGCUCCCCUGUCUCAGAUUUGAAACUCAUCGCGUCGGUCAAUCCAGAGUAUGUCGGUAUGCAAUAUCAAGUGGACGAAUGGGAGGUACCCCGAGAUAAUGUCAUACAGUUGCGUGAAUUGGGCCAGGGAUCAUUCGGAAUGGUGUACGAAGGAGUAGUGAAGAAUAAGGAUGGCGAAAGUGUGCCUUGCGCAAUUAAAACAGUCAACGAAAAUGCCACGGACCGAGAACGGAUUAAUUUCCUCAAAGAAGCAGGCGUUAUGAAAGCAUUCGAUACACAUCACGUUGUCCGCUUGCUCGGCGUUGUGUCGAUCACGCAACCGACAUUGGUGGUAAUGGAACUAAUGAAAUACGGCGAUUUGAAAGGCUAUCUACGAUCACACCGUGCCGAUGCCGAUGUUGGAGUGACGCCGAUCGCUCAACCACCAACUCUAAAGCGAGUUCUGCAAAUGGCACUGGAAAUCGCCGACGGUAUGGCUUAUUUGGCCGCUAAGAAAUUCGUGCAUCGUGACUUGGCUGCUCGGAAUUGUAUGGUGGCCUAUGAUUUGACGGUUAAAAUUGGCGAUUUCGGUAUGACGCGCGACAUCUACGAAACGGACUAUUAUCGCAAAGGAACGAAAGGUCUAUUACCGGUUCGAUGGAUGGCACCGGAGAGUUUAAAGGACGGAGUUUUUACGUCCAGCAGCGAUGUGUUCAGUUACGGAAUUGUUUUGUGGGAAAUAGCUACUGGUGCCUCACAGCCUUAUCAGGGUCUUUCAAACGAUCAAGUCUUAAGAUACGUUAUCGAUGGUGGCGUUAUGGAGCGACCAGAAAACUGUCCGGAGAAACUUUACAAAUUGAUGUGUCGAACGUGGCAACAUCGGCCCUCGUCUCGACCGACAUUUUUACAAAUCGUCACGAUGUUGCUCGAUGACGCCGACCAGUCGUUCAGGGGUGUUUCAUUUUAUUUUACACACGAAGGACAAGAAUUACUUCUACAACCGCAAAAUCGAGGAUUGGUGAUUGAUGUGACCACACCACUGAAAGCUGAAGAAGAUGAUUUCAGUUUGGAUGACUUACCGGAUGCAUUUUUAAUGUCCGACGUGCAUACAAGCAAAACCGAUGGUGGUGCGUCACACUCGCCGUUAAGGUGAGGGCAACCAUCCUAGAUCGUCCCUUGGCCAAGUCCGCCGAUUCACCAGCAGCAUCCUAGACGUAGCCUCCAACAAAAGCAAUAAAAACAGUCCCAUUUCCACAUCAAUCAUCCCAUCAUCAAUCAAUUCAACAAACACUCAAUCAAUACUGGGCCGCAACGGCGGUCAACUAAAUCGCGGCAUCGAAUUUCUACGCAAUGCAUUCUUCUACAAAAACAAUAGCAGCGGCGGUAAUAAUGCCGACGCCGACUCCACCGAAUAUCGUAAAUUGCAUACCAAAAUUGAACCGAAAAUAUCAACAACCGUCGCCGAUGAACGAAUGAAUAGUGAAAUGACAGUGGUUGGAAUUGAGGACAAUGUGGGUGCGGUGAAAAGACAAAAUUUAUCGAAUGGAUUUGUGGUAAGUGACAAAAGUGAUCUGGAUUGACCGAUGUAGAGAAUGCUUAAACAGAAGAAAGAAAGAAAAUUAUUUUUUAGUCUUUAAUUUUAGAAAAUUGAAAGGAUUUUUUUUUAUUUUUAAAACGUUAAACAUGUCAAACACACACAAACGCACCAUCCCCGUCUGACCCCCCG
Molecule: messenger RNA, 6002 nt
Organism: Bradysia coprophila
Lineage: Eukaryota; Metazoa; Arthropoda; Insecta; Diptera; Sciaridae
Product: insulin-like receptor
Biological process (GO): positive regulation of MAPK cascade; cell surface receptor protein tyrosine kinase signaling pathway; positive regulation of kinase activity
Cellular component (GO): axon; plasma membrane; insulin receptor complex
Molecular function (GO): insulin receptor substrate binding; insulin receptor activity; ATP binding
Source: RefSeq, a predicted model, not a curated record